AGGUCGAAGGCGCGGACUUAUUUGGAACUACUGAGAGCUACAUGAACCACGUGACUGCGUUACGGCGAGAUCAAAGCGUGUCGCAACUCUCUUUUUCAACGGCGCUGGUUUAAAGCACACUGCCCAUGCGCUUCACUCCUACACGCUCAACUGCUCUCUCUCUCUCACCCUCACACACACACACACACACACACACACACACACACACACACACACACACACACACACACACACACACACAGAGAGAGCGAGAGAGAGAGAGAAUGGGUCGAGGUGGCAGAUAAAGAACCAAACGCACACUCUGUUAAAUCCGGUUCUGUUCAAACCGAGAUCACUUCAAGGAGCCUUUUAACAUCCCGAUAUCACCAGACCGGAAGUGAGGGACUCUGUGGAAACCGGUAGUGGAAUCAACUGUCAUUCGCUAUAUAGUGAAGAGUGGAUAGUGAACGAGUGAUCGAUUUCGGACACGGCUUAAGAGUGAAGAGGCUGAAGUUGAAAGCUUCACGUUGCCACUGACGACGCCAUUACAGGAAACCAACAAACACUUGGUCACGGAGCUUCCUUCUCCACAUGGGUUUUGAAGCUCUGAUACUCUGCGUAACAUCACUAAAGUGUCCUGAUUCUUUACACCUCUUAUAAUGAAAUCCGUGUCCAGACGACGCUCUUUAGGAAAAUCUCCACAGACUCCUGCUGCUACUGGUUCAAAGAUGUACCACUGCUCACAGUGUGGGAAGAGUUUUACAAAACGUCAUCAUCUCCAACGACACGAGCACAUUCACACAGGAGAGAAGCCGUAUCACUGCUCACAAUGUGGGACAAGUUUUACUUGUCUGAGUAAUCUCCAUCGACACGAGGGCAUUCACACAGGAGAGAAGCCGUAUCACUGCUCACAAUGUGGGAAGAGUUUUACUCGUCAGAGUAAUCUCCAAAUACAUGAGCGGAUCCACACAGGAGAGAAGCCGUAUCACUGUGGACAAUGUGGGACAAGUUUUACUUGUCCGAGUAAUCUCCAUCGACACGAGGGCAUUCACACAGGAGAGAAGCCGUAUCACUGUGGACAUUGUGGGAAGAGUUUUACUUGUCAGAGUAGUCUCCAAAUACACGAGCGUAUCCACACAGGAGAGAAGCCGUAUCACUGUGGACAGUGUGGGAAGAGUUUUACUUGUCAGAGUAGUCUCCAAAUACACGAGCGUAUCCACACAGGAGAGAAGCCGUAUCACUGUGGACAGUGUGGGAAGAGGUUUACUCAUCAGAGUCAUCUCCAUCAACACAAGCGCAUUCACACAGGACAGAGGCCGUAUUUCUGUGGACAGUGUGGGAAGAGUUUUACUCGUCAGAGUCAUCUCAAUCAUCACGAGCGCAUUCACACAGGAGAGAAGCCGUACUUAUGUGGACAAUGUGGGCGGAGAUAUACUCAUUCAAGAUCAUUAAGGACACACAAGUGCUCUAACGUGAAGUUGGAGCUCUGCGGAGGAAGUCGCUACAUUGACCUCCGGUUGGAGAUCGGCAGCUCUGGGGAUGAGGUUGCCACUCUGACCUCCAACUGGAGCUCUGCGGGUGACACCACCUCGUGGGUCUCAGUGGAAUCAACUGUCAAAGGCUUUGAAGCUCUGAUACUCUGCGUAACAUCACUAAAGAUGUACCACUGCUCACAGUGUGGGAAGAGUUUUACUAAAAGUAAUCAUCUCCACCGACACGAGCGGAUCCACACAGGAGAGAAGCCGUAUCACUGCUCACAAUGUGGGAAGAGUUUUACUCGUCAGAGUAAUCUCCAAAGACACGAGCGCAUUCACACAGGAGAAAAACCAUAUUAUUGUGAACAAUGUGGGAAGAGUUUUACUUGUUCGAGAAAUCUCCAAAUGCAUGAGCGCAUUCACACAGGAGUGAAGCCGUAUCACUGCUCACAGUGUGAGAAGAGUUUUACUUGCCAGAGUUCUCUCCAACAGCAUGAGCGCAUUCACACAGGACAGAAGCCAUAUCACUGUGGACAGUGUGGAGAGUUUUUUGCUCGUCCAGGUACUCUCUAUCGACACGAGCGCAUUCACACAGGAGAGAAGCCGUAUCACUGUGGACAGUGUGGGAAGAGUUUUGCUCGUCAGAGUACUCUCCAAAUACACCAGCACAUUCAUACAGGACAGAAGCCAUACUUCUGCGGACAAUGUGGGCGGAGCUAUACUAAUUCAAGAUCAUUAAGGGGACACAAGUGCUCUAACGUAAAGCCAUCAGAUCUUGACAUGAUCCUCCUGUCAACUCUCACCAGCGUAGACAUCACCGGAACGGCUCUGCGCUGGCUUCCCAUCGGGAGCAACUUGGGGUUCAGUGUCUUUCCCAAGGACACUUCGGCAUGUGGGGUCAUGUGGGCUGGGAAUCGAACCGCCAACCCUACGAUUAGUGGACAACCCACUCUACCACCUGAGCCACAGCCGCCAAACUGUCUUGUUCAUCCUGGCUCUUAUAAAAUGAUCAGUCACAGUGGUUUUGGUAUUAGUAAAAUUGAGCUGCAAUCAAUAGAAUUACAUUACAAACAUAAAAUUAAAAAGCUGUUACAGCCAUUAAAGGUGGGUGAUUGGGUGGUCAAGCCUUAUUACACUCUUGUAGGAGACAUUUCCAAAAACAACUCCAUAAACACAUGGGUACAAAAUCUAAAAUUAUUUAAGCAUCUUGGAUUAUUUUGUGUUUUCCAGAUGUACCACUGCUCACAGUGUGGGAAGAGUUUUACAAAACGUCAUCAUCGCCACCGACACGAGCUCAGUCACACAGGAGAGAAGCCCUAUCACUGCUCACAAUGUGGAAAGAGUUUUACUUGUCAGAGUUCUCUCCAAAGACACGAGCGCAUUCACACAGGAGAGAAGCCGUAUCACUGCUCACAGUGUGGAAAGAGUUUUACUUGUCAGAGUGGUCUCCAAAUACAUGAGCGCAUUCACACAGGAGAGAAGCCGUUUCACUGUGGACAAUGUGAGAAAAGUUUUACUUGCCAGAGUAAUCUCCAAUUACACAAACGUAUUCACACAGGAGAGAAGCCAUAUCACUGUGGACAGUGUGGGAAGAGUUUUACUUUUCAGGGUGGUCUCCAACAGCAUGAGCGUAUUCACACAGGAGAGAAGCCAUAUCACUGUGGACAGUGUGGGAAGAGUUUUAAUUGCCAGCAUAAUUUCCGACGACACCAGCGCAUUCACACAGGAGAGAAGCCGUAUCACUGUGGACAGUGUGGGAAGAGUUUUCCUUCCCAGCGUAAUCUCCGACGUCACCAGGACAUUCACACAGGAGAGAAGCCGUAUCACUGUGGACAGUGUGGGAAAAGUUUUAGUUGCCAGAGUAAUCUCCAAAUACAUGAGCGCAUUCACACAGGAGAGAAGCGAAAUUACUGCUCACAGUGUGGGAAGAGUUUUACUUGUCAGAGUGCUCUCCAAAUACACAUGCGCAUUCACACAGGAGAGAAGCCGUAUCACUGUGGACAGUGUGGGAAGAGUUUUACUCAUCAGGGUAAUCUCCAACAGCAUGAGCGCAUUCACAUAGGAGAAAAGCCAUAUCACUGUGGGCAGUGUGGGAAGACUUUUACUCAUCAGAGUUAUCUCCAACAGCAUGAGCGCAUUCACACUGGAGAGAAGCCGUAUCACUGUGCACAGUGUGGGAAGAGUUUUACUCAACACAGUACUCUCCAACAACACAAGCGCAUUCAUACAGGACAGAAGCCGUACUUCUGCGGACAAUGUGGGCGGAGCUAUACUCAUUCAAGAUCAUUAAGGACGCACAAGUGCUCUAACGUGAAGCCAUGAGAUCUUGAAAUGUGAAUUUGUCAAAUUAAGAUGCAUGUUUUUUUAUUUUAAUUUUUUAAAAGGAGGUAAAGAGACGUUCCAGCAUAAAACUAUAAUAGUAUAGUAUUUGUCAUGGACUGUAGUAUUCUGUUGCAUGGGACUUUAGUGCUUACUCUCUGGGUUUUAGCAGAAUUCAUGAUUUUAUGUUGUUUCACUGUUUUUCCCCCAAACGCUACAAUACCAAGCAUGGACUACAUAUUUAACCAGUGAGAAUGCCCACUUUAAUCAACCAAUCCAGACAUCUGAAUGAGACACAUGACUCAGACAUCUCCCUCUAACAAAAGACUCUUCAUUUUAAAUGAUUUGUAAAUGCGAGCUUUAUAAAAUUUGCUUUAUAAAAUGCUUCAUAAAAUUUUGCAGUGUGCAUACUAUCGAACUGGACACCUUUCCAAGCGAACAGAAGAUGGUUGAUGGUUGCAGAAAUACAUGUAUUUAGCCUACUAUAUAGUAGGCAAGUGUACGGUUUCGGACGCAACUGUGCUCUUUUGUUUGCUGUCAAACGGUUGAGCACUGCUGUGUGUGUGUGUGUGUGUGUGUGUGUGUGUGUGUGUGUGUGCAAAAUCCGCCGAAAACUCCCACACAACGUUAAUAGUGUGGUUAAAGUGUUUAGAUGUCUAUAGUGCACGUUGAUAAUGCCACUAAAAUAGGAGUACUCCACGUCUUAAUUCAAUUUGUGUUUACCUUAACCUAAAGUCAUACUUGACUCAUAACUGCUGUUUACAUGGUAGUUUCUUAAUCAGAGUAUUGUCUUAAUUUAGUUAAUUUCUGAUUAUUGUUGUCCAUCUAAAUGUACUGUACGAGUUCACUGUGAGUUCACAAGUUCCUCAUAGAAGAUCAGGUUGCCUAUUGAUCACACUUUAUCAAUAUAUUCUAUAACUCUGUGUGUUCUUGAAAUCUAAAUAAAUGAUAUAAAUGGGAUAAAUGGCACUCGUCCAAGCCAUCAAAGAUAAAUGGAACCUUUUUCAAGCUGGAAAUGUCAGUUUCUUUUAACAGGCAUGAAGGAGCUCCAAUAGACUCGAUUUUUGGUCUGUCAUCAAAUUCAGCUCUCAGAAAGAAUAUGGAAUCAUAAGGUAGAUGUCCUGAUUUGCUUUCCCUUCAACCCAGUCAAGAAUGAACUUCUGUACAGAGACUGGUUUUCCAAUGCCAGUGACUCCCUUUGUCAGCACAGUUCUGAUGGGUUUGUCUUCUUCAGAUAAGAGCUGAAAGAGGUCAUUGCAUUUGAUUGGUGUGUCCUGUUGUUCUCCUAGAUGCUGCCUCAAUCUGUCUCACCUCAUGUUUAUAACUGUCAUCUCCACUGUGUCCAUCUGUGAUUUAGAGCUCUGUGUAGAUCUCAUUCAGGAGUGUUCAGGCAUCACCCACAAUCUGCUGCUGUAAAUGAAUUUCAAUAAAAAUACAAGUUAAGUCUGAUAAA
This is a messenger RNA of Ictalurus furcatus (blue catfish), 5226 nucleotides long. RefSeq names its product zinc finger protein 420-like. Gene Ontology annotation, molecular function: DNA-binding transcription factor activity, RNA polymerase II-specific; RNA polymerase II cis-regulatory region sequence-specific DNA binding. The transcript has 10 exons. The coding region runs from base 639 to 3776 and encodes 1045 amino acids. Gene Ontology annotation, biological process: regulation of transcription by RNA polymerase II. Gene Ontology annotation, cellular component: nucleus. The record is from RefSeq and is a predicted model, not a curated record. NCBI's taxonomy places the organism in Eukaryota, Metazoa, Chordata, Actinopteri, Siluriformes, Ictaluridae.